AUGUCCUCCUCGACUAUUUCGCAGAAAAAAUUGGCCGAUACUUUAUCUAUUGCCGAGAAACUGGAUGUUGUGCUAGCAUACACGAGUAUCUUAGGAAACACAUUCUUUAGUCUUCUGACCGGUAUAUGGCGUACAAAAAAUGCGAAGAGGGGAAGUUAUAAGAGAUAUGUCCUUCUUACAGCUGUGAGGACUAUGUGUAGGAGAAUGAGUCCUAGGCAAAUUUUAUAUGUCAAUCCAAACACCGAUCAUGCAUACCAAACCGUUUGCAAGCAGCGGGGUGUAGAGCCCUUGAGCGAGACUUUGGAGGAUGGAACGCAGGCGCACUGGAUAGGCAAAAAAGGAGCGAAGAAAGUAAUUCUUAAUUUCCAUGGGGGUGGGUUUGCACUUCCUGCAAGCCCCGACGCCGUCGAAUAUAUGUUUAGGCUUGUGGAUGGUGCAGAGAAAGAGGGAAAGAGUUUGGCAGUAUUGUUCCUAUCUUAUGAUCUUUCCCCGAGUAGGGUCUAUCCUCGGCAAUUGGAACAAGCUGCCGCGUUGCUGAAUCAUGUCGUUCAAACUUUGAACUACGCUCCAUCCUCUAUAAUCCUAGCCGGCGACUCCGCAGGCGCAAAUCUCGUUCUCGCUCUGCUGUCUCACAUCAUGCAUGGUCAUCCAAAUGAAAGCAUUCCUCGAGUUCACCUCUCAGAACCACUGGAUGGAGCUGUGCUCUUAGCACCUUGGAUUACAUUUGCCACCAGCUCUAAAUCCUACGAGAGGAAUGAAUAUAAAGAUCUAAUUCAUCCCUCCGCUAUCAGAAUUUGGUCAAGCGAUUAUCAGGCUUCUGCUCCAUCAGAUAACUACAUUGAACCACUCUACGCUUCCUCAUCAUGGUGGUCACGUCUUCCCACCGCCGUGUCAUCAAUUUUAAUCGUAGCUGGUGAAGACGAAGUCUUUGUCGACGAUGUGAAAGCCUUCGCGGACAACUUGCAGAAAGUAGGAACGGAAACGGGUGGUGUGGAAAUUAAGUUGUUCGUGGUGGAGAAUGAGUAUCAUGACCAACCUAAUUUUGGGUUUGGAGAGGAUUGUCUUGAAAAGAAGGGUAGUCAAGGGUGGGAGAUUGGAAAUUGGACUUGGGGAAGAUGCUAG
Botrytis deweyae is the source of this 1122-nucleotide messenger RNA. RefSeq lists its product as uncharacterized. The record is from RefSeq and is a predicted model, not a curated record. Bases 1 to 1122 code for a protein of 373 amino acids. Lineage: Eukaryota; Fungi; Ascomycota; Leotiomycetes; Helotiales; Sclerotiniaceae. The transcript is spliced from 7 exons. Gene Ontology annotation, molecular function: hydrolase activity.